Papilio polytes (common Mormon) is the source of this 1653-nucleotide messenger RNA. Its product is annotated as thioredoxin, mitochondrial. Gene Ontology annotation, biological process: cell redox homeostasis. The coding region runs from base 358 to 789 and encodes 143 amino acids. NCBI's taxonomy places the organism in Eukaryota, Metazoa, Arthropoda, Insecta, Lepidoptera, Papilionidae. The transcript is spliced from 5 exons. The record is from RefSeq and is a predicted model, not a curated record. Gene Ontology annotation, cellular component: mitochondrion.
CACUGUUUUUACCAGUUUUUAUUUUUUGUGUGUUUUAAAUUGUGCAAAACUGUAACCGAAGUGGUUUUAUAUCUGUUUAAAUAUCGCUAAAAGAAUACCCUAAUACGGUUUCCGCCAAAUGUGAGCUACUAUUUAGACUGUGGUGUGAAAAAUUUCAUUGCCAAAAGGGGAUGAAGAGUAUACUAGUGCCAAUUUUUACGACAAGACGUAUAUCCCGCGCUAUACGAUAUUCGCGCUAUUGCUAAUUAGUGUUGUGGCGGGCGGCCUAUUUUCGUUUAUCUACGCGUGCUUAGCGCCUGUGGAAACUCAUAAAGUAAAAACAUUUGGUUCAAAUAAUUAGAUUAUAUUAUUGAUAAAAUGAAUAAUGCCAUAUGCAAGGGUUUGUGCUCGCCGAUGAGGAGUUUGGCAAAUUUGAGAAGAGCUAAAGCGAUAUCAACCUCAAUAGUGCACAAUGAAACUAUAUUGGUUAAGAAUAAUGAAGAAUUUGUUAAUAAGGUGAUGAACAAUGAUAAGCCAGUUAUAGUAAAUUUCCAUGCGGAGUGGUGCGAGCCGUGCAAGAUCCUCACACCCAAGCUGAAGGAACUGAUAGAACCGCUGGACAAUUUGGACCUGGCUAUUGUAGAUGUUGAGGAGAAUGCAGAUCUAGUGCAUACUUUUGAGGUAAAAGCAGUUCCAGCUGUUAUAGCUGUAAAAAAUGGCCUGAUCGUAGAUAAAUUUAUAGGACUAGUGGACGCAGACAUGAUCACAAACCUUAUAGACAAAAUGUCCGGUAAGAAAACUAACUCAUAAUCUACAUGUUUACAUUAUUAGUAGAUAUCUGUUUAUUAAAUGACUUAACUUCAUGUUAAUUAGAAAAAAAACUGAAAUGUCAAAGAUAAAAAUAUUAUACAACUUAUAUUAUAUGUAACUUUACUUGAUUAUAAGUAAGCAGCUAAGUAUUAUGUCUCUUUUUAAUUCUUGCCAAUCUUUUAGUAUGGUCUUUGGUGUUUUUUAAUGAGUAAAAUUACACAAAUAUAAAAUAUUUUGUUUGGAUUUCAUAUCAUAGUACAAAUUGAAUAAAUUCUUUAUAUUGUUAUAUAUAAAUGUUCUCUAAAUGCCAUAUAUGAGGCAAAGUGUAGUUAUAGUUAAAUGCUGAAAAAAUAAAUUAAUUACAUAAUCUAUAUAAAAACCUUAAUUAAAUUUGAAAUGAGAACAAUAUAUUUUGUUGAAAAUAAUUUUAUAGUUAAUUUUUAUAGAUUUUGUACCUUACGCUUAUUUUCUGUUAUGCUGACAAAGAUUUUUUUUAAAAGAGAGUAUUUAAUUUUGUUAAUCACAUUGUAAUAAAUUAGUAUUUUAAAGCUAUGUUUUGUUCUAAAAAUGGCAGUAUUUUGGCUUAUUUGUAUCUGUUAAAGUUGGCAACACUGAUUGCAGAGCAACAAAUUAAAAGCAAUUAAAAGGUUUAAGCACAAUUUCUUUUUUUUUUGUAUAAGACAAGUUAAAUUACAUGCAAAUAGUUAUUUAUUGUUUUUGAAUUUUUUUUUCACGUCUUUCUGUCAAAUUGACUCAAACAUUUGCUAAUCUGUGCUUAUUUGUGUUGACUGAAUAAAGUAAGUGUUACAAGAAAUAUUUUUUAUAUAAAAAUGUAGUUAUAGUAAUGAUGUAAAAUGUAUUGUU